This is a messenger RNA of [Torrubiella] hemipterigena, 6315 nucleotides long. The record is from the annotation of a GenBank genome assembly. Lineage: Eukaryota; Fungi; Ascomycota; Sordariomycetes; Hypocreales; Clavicipitaceae.
GGCGGGGUUCAGCUACGUAGGGGUCCCAGGAAAGCAAGCUAGCACUAGAGAGAGCUAUGGACAGAUCGGUUAGCGGGCGGGACAUUGUCAAUUGAGUAGCAGCGUAUGUAAGGAAAAAGAAAAGAGAUAAAUGAAGAAGUGAUUAAAUAACGCUCAGAAAGAGUUACUGAGAAUGCAUACGUCUUGUACUGUACCGUGUGUUGCUGCGGUGCGUACCCGUGGAGCGAAGGCUUUGUGCCUGAAUCUGUGGAGACGUACAGAGGCAGUCGCGGAUAAGUUCUGGCGGCUAUUGGUAUGCCAGCAAUGGUAAAGCCAUGUCUAUUUUUAUCUGUGCAGAUAGAAUGUGGCAUCCGUCGAUAGAGUUGAAGGAUCAGUACAGCACAGCACAGUACAGCAUAGGCUGCAGAUUUGUUAGUCAGCCUGCUCACGCAUAAUGGUGGCAAAUGUUGGGCACUUGGCGGCCUCGUCACACCACAAAUGCUCAGUCUUCAACCUCUGUUUCUAACUAGGGAGAUUCCUCAUUACCUUUCAUCAUACAUAUUAAUUACAAGCAUUCGGGUUGUUAAUUCUUCUGAAUGUGUGAGACAAUUGCGGAAUAGUUCACAACGCCACGUUGAGCACUGAGCGUUGACCAUGGAUAAAGCAGCAGGCACUGCCCCAGUUCAACAGGAAACGACACCAAAAGAGGAAGGAUGGGAAGUUGUAUCCCCUCCAGUCUAUCAAUUGGGCGGUACUAGCAAACCACAGCAUACACAGACCGUGUCAAGCAAGCUCAGCAUGGAUAUAGGAUGGGGCAAGAAGAAGUUUACUUUAUUUGGUUGAGACAUUAAAAUCAAGUACUAACGAAUCAAGUAUUGAUACGAACAGAAAACACGAUAACACAGAUGCACGCAAAGAGUGCAGUAGCCAGUGCAUAUGGCAGCCCAAGCCACGCCUUGCCCCAGCUCAUGCCAAGAUUGAAUGCCCACGCCAAGCCGGGCCCUGCCACAAGAUUGCCGAUGCCCUCCAUAAUGCCAAUCAACGCAUAGAGUCGGCCUAUAUCGCUUGCAUGUCCGUCAUUCUGUAACUCCACCAGCGAGGUAGUUAAACUGCGCAUUACAGGUGGGAAUCCCGCACCAAGAGUGCUCACAACCAAACCUAUAAAGAUCGUUUAGGAGUAUGUUACCAAGUGUGACAAACUAAAGGGAAAAUCUCACCUAUUAUCAGCCAGGGUACGGAGUUCUCAUUGAACAUAAUGAAAGCUCCGAGUGUAAGGAGAAGGAUGCUAAUCUUGCCAACGAGGAGAUCUUUGGUGGCUGCAGACCUUCCUGGAAGAAGAAAGUUGACUAUGACGGGCAAAAUGAUUACAAACAACACAAUGUUCACGGCAGCACGGAUGGAUACCAGUAACCCCGCCUGCAAUUUGUUAGAAGUGCGACUUGUACACGUAUGGCACGUACCUUGGAGAGGCUCCAUCCGUACUUUUUGGAUGCGUAUUGGAGAAGCACCACCGCAUUUGUCUGGCGGCCUAGUCUCGAUAUAAGAAACGUAAACACCAGUAGCAUUACAGUGCGAUCUCGCAUGAAUGACGCAAACGACUCCGUCAAGCUAGCAAGCAAAGAAACACCUUUGCUAUUUGAGCCUUGCGCAUCGUGGUUGCUGCUGACAUCCUCUUCCGAUGGAUCAGAGACGCCUUUGUCCUCUGGGAUGGGCAAAGUCUCGGGCAAAACAAGACUAACCAGGACGGUGAUAACUUGAAGCGCCACAACAACAAACAGUGGCGGCCAUACGCCAUGCGCCAUCAGCGCGGCAGUAACGGGAGGCAUGAGAAGAUCAGACACUUGAUCACAGCAAAAUCGGUAGAAGAAGACUGUACUUCUCAGCUGCGGCGGCACCACAUCGGCAACCAUUGUCGUCAACCACGUUGUGGCGACAGACGGGCCGCCGCCAAUGAUGAGACACAAUGCCGAAAGCCAAGAUUGCUCAAGCGGGAGACCCGAUAGGCCAGCCUAAUGUAAAGAAGUUAGCACUACUCUUCAAUCACUCAUCUAUGACAAAGAGCGGGCCACCCACCAGGAACAUGAAAACGAGCAUGUAAAGCACGCAGCCAACCAGUCCGAGCGUAAGCACCGGCUUUCUGCCCCACGAAUCGGCCAACAUGCUGUAUGGAAUUGGCAGCAAAAUGGACGGGAUGCUAUCAAAAAAAAGCUGCCCACCCAUGAUAGACAUGACCUUGCUCUGUAUCUCGUCAAUCUUGCACAACUCCUCGGGGACAUGGCUGUGCAGGCCGAUAACACUAGGGUCGUGGAUCUUGUAGUAGCGGUAGCAUGCAAUUGCUUCGAUGAAGCGGAUUCGAGGGGCCACUAGCAGCGUCUCGGCCAUGUCUGCUACAAAGGCCAACAGAAGGAGGAUUGCUACUACGUAGAGCCAUGGCCAUUGGCUUCGCGUCCUUGUCUUGGGGCCUUCUGUGCUGGGGAUGUCGGGUGGUUCGUUCGUUGUCUGCUGCUGCGGUAAGAGAGGACUAGUUUCCGACGACAUUGCUGCUGGUCUAUUCGAUGGAACACGUAGGAGAAGCGAAGCAAACAAUAUCGCAAUGAUAAAAAGUCUACGACGUGAGACGCAGUUGGUAGGUAAGGCUGGGUUACAAAUCAGGCUGCGUGUUUGCGUGGUGCGCAUAGGUGGUGACGUACAACUGCACUAGAAUGUGGUGUAGGCGGCUCUUUACAGCGUUGUCUGUUAACCACAAACUACAAGACAUGCAAAAGACUACAAUGCUUGAUAAAAAAGAGGAUGGAACGAAAACGACAAUAAUAACAGAUCGUGGAACAAGCUGGACAGCUUGUCUAGCCGUGUAUUUCAGGCAUUGAUGGUGUACAGCCACACGGUGCAGUCACCUAUUAGACGUGUUGCUAUAACUUCCAUCGACUUGGUGAGCUCAUGGUUACUCUUCGACCUCUUUUUCUGCAUCGUCAUCGUCAUCGAUCUCUUUUUUGUCGUCGUCACCUUCGUUCUCUUCAUCCUCCUCUCCCGCCCCUUCACCUUUGUCAUUCCCCUCUUCAUCAGUUUUGCCAGCACGAGCGGCGCGAGUAGCCAAGACUUCCUCCGUCUCCUUGAGUAAGCGGAUAAUAUAUCCUCUCAUGCUCAGGCUCAGUCCAUCAAGCGGCUCUAUUGACCAAUGCGAUCCGCACCAGAUGCCAUACUCGCCGGCUUUGGGCUUGGGCUUGCCUUGACUCUUGCGAAAUUUGGCCCAGGUGACUGGUGGGCAGAUGAAGUGUUCGACAUCGUCGUUCUCCACGGUGCCUUGGUAGCCCCAGCAGCUGGGGUAUUCCAGCUUUCUCUUGACUCCUGCGCGCACCGUCUCUGGCUUUUCGUUGUCGUUCUCGGCGUCGUUCUCGCCUUUAUCGCCGGCCUCCGCGGUAUCAGUUUCGUCUUUGUCGUCUUCGUCUUCACCCUCGUCACCCUCGUUGUUGUCAUCACUACCAGCGCCUUCGUCUUCAUCAUACAGACCCUCCAAGUACUCCGUUCCGGCGUCAAAGUCACCCUCAAAUAGGUCUUGGAGCCCCGGAAAUCCACCACCAGCAAAAUGCCAACCGCCCUUGAAUCCGCGCGCAACUAGCGACAUGUCCUUGAGGUCCUGCGGGAUAGGGCCCAACUUUGCUUCGGCAAUGGCAAUUUCGGCGGCUGUUAGAGGAGGUAGCAGAAGAUCGGAAGCCUUCUCUGGACACUCGUCCUGCUGGCCCUCAUCUUCCUCAUCUUCGUUUACGCCGUCUUGGCUUUGCAAGACCUUGAAUCGCGCCUCUGAGAAGCGGCGCAAGAGCUCCGGCCAGGGCAUGCUGGCGAAAUCAAUCGGCUCUUGGCCGGCCAAUUGGAUUGUUUCGGACAUUUUCGAGAGAAUGAGUGAAUCAAUUGAUUGCGUAUGUUGGGUUAACCUAUGGCGGGAGGACAGGCGAACUCAACAAUUAUGAGAAUUCACGAGCUUCGUGGGUGCUCGGAGCCCCAGAUAGCUCCACGCGCAGCCUCACAAGCUCAAAACGGUCUGAGUCGACCCAUUUGUGCCUGUGUUAGCGUGAACUUUUGAGGAGGUUAAAUGACACUCUUGCUGAGGCUAGCGCCUUUGUUCGUUGGAGCAUGUCGCUCGCUUGGGAGUAUUGUUUCGCCAGAAGGCCCAGAAGCCACAAUUAGUCCACCUCGUUCAGAAAUCUAUGGAAACGUCUCGCAGAGGCUGCUAACGAGCUCAUUCGGUUCAGCAUUCGCUCUCGAUGACUUGGUUUUGCGGGACGAUUCUUGUGGCAAAACGAGAGAGCAACAGCUUACCCAAGAGUGUAUGCCUAGGCCCUCCAUCUUGUACCGUUGCAGCAGGGCUGGCAUGGCUGAUGUUUGAUCGGCGCGGUUCUAGCGCACUCAGCAGACCCUGUGGUCCAGUCGCAACCUGCAGCACUACAGUCAGCAACAGCCCUGAUGACCACGAGAUAGACUCCGAUCAGGCUCUGUUCCCGUAGUAGUCCCACAGCGGGAUAAUGCCGUGGACAGCGAGGGUGCCCUGCCCUGUGUCAGUGCAUGGUUGGCCUUCGGCAGAUGCGGCUGAGCGUUUUGCCCUCUGCAAAUAUCGCCGAGGGUACUGGAUUGGCCCGCUACGCAAUCUAUUCCAUUUUGCGGCCCCCGGAGGAAGAACCCAAUCACAUCGCGUCCUCCUAUUACACCAAGCUAGGGUCCCAGUGGGACAAAGGCGCCUAGUCGAGCUAGGGGCGGGUAUUGGGGCGCCCCGUUCGUUUAGGUCUGGGCGCCACUGGGCUUCCCAAGCCACGGAACAAGGCGAAGUUGUUGCUGGCGAGGCGAAUCGACAGUAUGUACAUUUACGUGCUGCUAAGCGCUGGAGAUAGUUUUUCCAAGUUGUCUGGGGCUGAGUUUUAGCACGUCGGCACGUCAGCAGGAAGGGGGCGAAAAAACGCAGCGAUCCCUGCCAUGUUGAAAAACGAGGCUGCCGGGCCCCCUGACUCUUGCAGCCUUCUUUUGGAAAGAUGGAAUAAAUUAGCUGAGCGGCCAAUCUCCUUGCGCGUUACCGGAUCGACCCUCUCUGCCUCCCGCUCUUCAUCUUUCUCGGUCAUCUUCCUUCCCUUGCACUUCCAUUCUCUCCCAUUCACUAGCUUACUGAGAGCCCAUACACCAUCUCAUCCUACGAUCUGACCACGAAGCAACAUUAUGCAUAUGCGUUCACUGGCUCUAUGGCCCGCUGCGGCCAUGUUGAGCGGCGCGCUUGCCGACAACCUUUUUAUCAACCCUCCGCCUAGCGGCAAGCACCGCGACUACAGCCAAAACCAGCAGUACAAAGUAGGACAAGUGCUGAAAAUCAGCUGGGAAACAGAUAUUACCACGGGAGUCGGAGUGGCCGUCAACUUCCCUUUGGAUCACGAGCAGAAUGGAGUCUUUACCAUCCUGAACCUUACCAAAAACACAACAAAGUCCAGCCUUGAAUGGGUCAUCUCCUUGGAUGAUGUCGGCGGUGCUCCAGAAGUCCUGGAAAAGGACGGUGUGGCCGUCAUGUAUCUUGCCAUGUGGAAUGAUGACAACCCUUACUUUGCCAGAUCGCACUAUUUCAACGUUACGGCUGCGGCUCCCACAAGCAGCAGGCCGGUGACAACGGCAUCCUCAACAAGCGCAGCCUCUUCGUCAAAGCCCUCUUCGUCGUCGACGGGGUCAGCCUCGGCAGGCGCCGCUUCUACGACAUCUUCGUCGCCCGGCUCCUCCACAUCCUCAGCAGCAGCUGGUGGUGCUAAUAACGGAGCCUCAACCGCCGAUCCUUCGUCCUCUGGCUCUUCGUCAAGCGGCCCUAGCGGUGCGGUGAUUGGAGGGGCCGUCGGCGGCACGCUGGGUGGCUUGGCGGUUGUUGGCGCCCUGGCGUUUUUGCUCUUCCGCCACCGCCGCAACAAGCAAGCACAAGCAAGUGGUGCUGCUGUCGAAGUCGCGGGGUCUCACGUAGAGAGCCAGGGUCCUGGAACUGGACCUGCUAGCCCUGAUGCCCAGUAUGGUCAGGCGGUGCAGACGCCGCAAGCUGUUGCUGCGAACGCUGCGAUUGCCGGGCAUUACUCUCCGGAGAAGGAUCAAGCGUACACGGCCAAGGAGGGAGAAAAGUACCAUUUUGGAAUUCCCCUAAAGACACCACCACCACAGUGGCAGGCGUCGCCCAAGGUUGAGCAGGUGGCUGAGCUGGACAGCGUGCAGCCUCAGGAGCUGUACUCGCCUCCUCCUCCUCACCACAACUAAUACACUACCGAUAUACGAAUGAGGAGGUGUAGUAGAAAGACAGAAAGGACGAAAGCGAUUGUGUACGAAUACCCC